AUGGAUGUGAGUAAAGCUGUCGUUUACAUUGGCGUGAAAUUUGCAUUGAAGGUUGAGUCGAAGGUCGAAGAUCGAAAGUCGAAAGUCAAAGAAGAAGUAAAAGGAAGUGCAAAUUCACCGAUAAUGAAUAUGAUUAUCGGAAAAGACCCAAAUCAAAGUCAAAUAUAA
Molecule: messenger RNA, 168 nt
Organism: Sclerotinia sclerotiorum 1980 UF-70
Lineage: Eukaryota; Fungi; Ascomycota; Leotiomycetes; Helotiales; Sclerotiniaceae
Exons: 3
Coding region: 1-168 (55 amino acids)
Source: RefSeq, a predicted model, not a curated record